Molecule: messenger RNA, 5918 nt
Organism: Paramormyrops kingsleyae
Lineage: Eukaryota; Metazoa; Chordata; Actinopteri; Osteoglossiformes; Mormyridae
Product: diacylglycerol kinase delta-like
Biological process (GO): phospholipase C-activating G protein-coupled receptor signaling pathway
Cellular component (GO): plasma membrane
Molecular function (GO): ATP-dependent diacylglycerol kinase activity
Source: RefSeq, a predicted model, not a curated record
CUUUUUCCCUGGAUCUCAGAGGGCUAUAUAUAGAGAGAGCACAUCCCAGUUUUAUAUAAAAUAUCCUUCAAGAAAGAAAAGUUUAUUAAUUUGCACACUUUUAGCUGAUAUAUCUGUGCAUGGACAAGAUACUGGAUGAUAACAUUCAUACGGCACAAUUAAAAAUCAUUCAUACAAUACGGAAUCAUAGAAGCAGGGAGUGAAGGACGCUAUACGGAAGAAAUGUCUUUCCGCAGAAAUUCGACAGGGGGCAGCCAAAAACCAAAAUACAAAGCCAACGUUUACUUUAAAUCAGUUAAGAUCUUCUGAGGAUGUUUUGACCCUCGGUGUAGCUUCCUCUAAAUAAUACAUAAGCGUGUUUAGUUUCAGUAUCAUGUCAAUAAAGUGUUUAUUAUUGCAUUAAUAGACUAGGGGUUUUUGGGUUUUACUAUACAAAAUUCAAUAUGAUUAAUUCUGACCUGUACGCAUCUAGGCUUAAGCAAUUGUGCGAAAGGUUUGGCGGUUGCUGAAACCACAACGCUCUUCACCAUGCUAAGUGGCCAGAUUAAAUGUAUUGUUCGCCUACUAAGUAUAACGAAACACAAUGACACGAAUGUGAUCCGAAGACCCGAAUGAAGGAAAUUUCAUAAGCAGUGUGAAUUAUGUCCAUCCCUGUUGCACAAACGUGUGCGGCAUUACGGUGAAAUGAUAUGCAUGCAUCGUUCAGGUUGGAGUCCCUUAGCCAUAGGAAGAGAAGCGCUGCGUACAGACGAUGCAACCAAAAUGCCGAAUAUAACUCUAUAGUGACCGCGCUCCCGUGGUAAGACUAGUUGGCGUGUUUAGAGGUGACCACCUGUCGACGGUGCAACUGAACAGAGCAAACUCGGAGACUUGGAGGGACGAGAUACCACACUCUCUGAUCUCCCAUGGCUGCAAAAAUGAAACCCAACACUCUGGACGUCCAGCAUCCACCAGCGACCCUCUCCGUGCAGAAUAGCAGCCGUUUAACUCCGGGAGAUGCGGCCGAUGAGUCGUCCGACAGUGAUGGAGAACAAGAGGAGACAUCGCAGAGACUCAUCAGGAAGGUGUCCACUUCAGGACAGGUCCGGGCAAAGAAAUGUGUGAAGGAGGGAUUUCUUCUCAAACAAACCAGCUCCUUCCAGAGGUGGAAGAGGAGAUACUUCAAGCUACGAUGUCGGACCUUGUACUACGCCAAGGAUUCCAAGUCUCUGAUAUUCGAUGAAGUUGACCUGUCUAACGCCAGUGUCGCUGAGACCGGCACCAAGAACAUCAACAACAGCUUCACGGUGAUUACUCCAUUCCGGAAGCUAAUGCUCUGCGCGGCCACGAGGAAGGAGAUGGAGGACUGGAUUGGAGCCUUGAAAUCUGUUCAGAAGUGGGAGAGUUAUGAGAUUAACAUGGACCACUUCUCUGGGAUGCACAACUGGUACGCGUGUUCCCAUGCCCGGCCCACCUUCUGCAACGUAUGUCGCGAGGCACUCCCUGGGGUCACAUCCCACGGGCUGUCCUGUGAAGUGUGCAAAUUUAAAGCUCACAAGCGCUGUGCCGUGAGGUCCACCAACAACUGCAAAUGGACCACGCUGGCGUCCAUCGGGAAUGACAUCAUGGAGGACGAGGAUGGGGUGUCCAUGCCGCACCAGUGGCUGGAGGGAAAUUUGCCGGUGAGCGCCAAGUGCGUGGCGUGUGAGCGCAACUGCGGCAGCGUGCGCCGGCUCCAGGAUUGGCGCUGUCUGUGGUGCAAGGCCAUCGUCCAUAACAGCUGUAAGGAGCUUGUGGGCAAGCGCUGUUCCCUCGGUCAGUUCCUGCUCUCCAUCAUCCCUCCCACCGCGAUCAACAGCAUCGACUCGGAUGGCUUCUGGAAAGCCGCCAGCCCGUCCUACUCCAGUCCGCUGCUCGUCCUGGUCAAUUCUAAAAGUGGAGACAAUCAAGGUGUGAAGUUCCUGCGCAGGUUCAAGCAGCUACUGAACCCUGCACAGGUGUUCGACCUGAUGAUAGGAGGCCCGCAGCUGGGCCUCCGACUGUUCCAGAAGUUUGUGACGUUUCGCAUCUUGGUUUGCGGUGGGGAUGGCAGUGUGGGCUGGGUGCUGUCCGAGCUGGAUAAACUGGGCCUACACAAGCAGUGCCAACUCGGGGUCCUGCCCCUGGGCACUGGGAACGACUUGGCCCGCGUCCUGGGCUGGGGCGGGCUAUGUGAUGACGACACCCAGCUCCUGCAGAUCCUGGAGAAGCUGGAGAGGGCCACCACCAAGAUGCUGGACAGAUGGAGUGUGAUGACGUAUGAGGUCCCCAGCAAACAGUCACCCCCCACCGUCAAAGAGGAAGACCUUCUAGAUUCUCCGCUCCAGGUAGAGAACCAGAAGAACUUCAGAUACGAGUCUGUGGCUUCCCACCUCACCAAGAUCCUGGACUCAGACAAGCACAGCGAUGUCAUCACCUCAGCCAGGUUCCUGUGUGAGGCAGUGAACAACUUUGUGUCAGAGGUGGGGAAGGCGUACGAGAAGAUGUCUGAGAACAAAGAGGAGGCCGACACCAUGUCCAAGAAGUGUGCCAAGCUCAACGAGAAGCUCAACUUGCUGGUGGAGGCCCUGAGCGAGGAGGCCGACGCCCAGCUGUUGCCCGCCGGCGCGCAGUCGCAAGUCCCCAGGCAUGAGAGCGCCCAGUCCGGGGUCACCGGCGUCCCACGGGCCUUCAGGUCCAAAGAGCAGCUGAUGCUGAGGGCAAACAGCCUGAAGAAGGCGCUGCGGCAGAUCAUCGAGCAGGCAGAGAGAGUGGUGGAUGAACAGAACAGACAUACACAGAUAUACCGCAAGUCCUCCUCUUCCUCAGUGAAGAAGGAGAAUUGUGAGGACCUGAAGGAGGGCAGCACAUGCCGUGGGAGCAUAACCCCCAGCUCCUCGUCUGUAUUGCUGCAGAAAUCUGAGAGUCUCGGUUCGAUGGUCUUCUCCGAGGACUCUGUGUCCUACACGGAAAAAUGUGUCAUGAACAAUUACUUUGGGAUUGGCCUGGAUGCAAAAAUCUCCCUGGAGUUCAACAACAAGCGAGAUGAGCACCCCAAGAAAUGCAGCAGUCGCACUAAGAAUAUGAUGUGGUAUGGAGUGCUUGGGACCAAAGAGUUGGUGCAGAAGACCUAUAAAAACCUAGAGCAGCGUGUCCAACUGGAGUGCGACGGCGUCUCCAUGUCUCUGCCCAGCCUCCAGGGACUGGCAGUGCUCAACAUACCCAGCUACGCAGGAGGGAUCAACUUCUGGGGAGGAACCAAGGAAGACAACAACUUCGGGGCGCCGUCCUUCGACGACCGCAAGCUGGAGGUGGUAGCGGUGUUCGGGAGCAUGCAGAUGGCCAUGUCCCGCGUCAUCAGCCUCCAGCACCACAGGAUCGCCCAGUGUCGGCAUGUGCGGAUCACCAUCCUGGGCGAGGAGGGCGUCCCGGUGCAGGUGGACGGGGAAGCCUGGAUCCAGCCCCCUGGCAUCGUGGAGAUCGUCCACAAGAACCGGGCUCAGAUGCUGACCAGAGAUCGGGCCUUUGAGAACACGCUGAAGUCGUGGGAGGACAAGCGGAAAGGCGAGAUCUACCGCUCGGGACGACCGCGCCUCGAUUCCCAGCAGUCCAUGGAGUACCUGACGGAGGAGGAGAGCGCCCAGAUGCAGCAGCUGGGGCAGGCGGCCAAUGCGCUCAUCAGCAGGAUCAGGGAGGUGGCGAAGACGCAGAAAUCGCUGGAGCAGGAACUCGCCCACGUGGUGAACGGCUGCUCGCUGCUCCUGGAAGAGGCUUUCUCCAGCAAAGUCUCCUCCCCGGAGCUGCUGAGCCGCACCACAGUGCUGGACAUCGUCAGCAGCACCAAGGCCUUACAGACAGAGACCAAGAUGUUACUGGAUGGCAAACAACUGCAGCUGGAAUCUCACCAGGACGACUCGCUUCACACGGCUCUGGGCUGCCUGAGCACCGAGCUGCAGAAGCUGGGGGAGGUGCACUGGAUCUGCCCCAUCUUACACGGCUCUGAGGAGGAGGUGUCCAAAGGCUGCAGCAAGAGCGGCAUGAAGCUGAGGAUCAAGAUCAAGAAGGAUCGAGAGAAGCUGCAGAAGCAGAAAUCCAACAGCUCGCUGUGCUCCCUGCCGGGUCCGUGGGAUUUCAAAGGUGGGUCAAGUGAGGCGGAUUCGGCCGGCCAUUAACGAGGUCCGAGAGCAGCCCGGACUUCUGUACUCAUCCUGAAAGAAGAUUCUGCCCAGCCAGUGGACAGAGCACCCUCUACAGCACGAAUCCCAUCACACAUCACCCUGUAUCAGUGAACCUGUAUUUGGCACAAAGAGUGAAACACUCCUGAGAGAAGCAGAAUCCAGGAGCAUUUCUGGGUCAGACUUUCACCUGCAUUCUUUUAUCCUUUUUCAAUGACAGUCAGAGAAUGAAAUGGAAGACUUUUCUUGAACAAAAACUGUGAAGGUUAAAGGGAUCAGUUGCUAGUUGAGGGAAUUUAUUAGUAUUAGUGUGGCUGAGAACAGGAGUCUUACGCCCAAACUGGCCUCUUGUACAGCACCACAUUGGCCGGGUGCUUAUUAUCGUGAGAACAGAUGCCAGCCAAGCCCCAUGCAUUCUGGGGGGCCGGAAGUAAAGCACGUUUUCUUUUUCUGACCAAUGGGAACAUCUCUGUUCCUUCUCCUGGCCAAUGACAGCAGCUCUGUUCCUUCACCUGGCCAAUGGGAGCAGUUCUGUUCCUUCACCUGGCCAAUGGGAGCAGCUCUGUUCCUUCUCCUGGCCAAUGGGAGCAGCUCUGUUCCUUCUCCUGGCCAAUGGGAGCGGCUCUGUUCCUUCACCUGGCCAAUGGGAGCGGCUCUGUUCCUUCACCUGGCCAAUGGGAGCGGCUCUGUUCCUUCACCUGGCCAAUGGGAGCAGCUCUGUUCCUUCACCUGGCCAAUGGGAGUGACACUGUUUGCGGCACACUCCUGCUGCAGCCCAGGAGGAAGGUUACUCAAGUGCCGCCAUUUUUAGCUCAGCGCACAUCACCUUGCACUUUGUUUUCGAAAUGCAGAUGUUAACCCGUGUUACUAUCAUUCUUGACAAGUGAACGUGGUGAAUAUAUAUGUAAUUUAAAGUUGUGUAGAAGGCGUGUACAGUAUACUGUUUCAUUUUGCGCACAAACAGGUAUUACAGACUAGAUCGAAAACUCUAAUUCGACAGUCAGCUUUAAAGAAACUGUGGGUUUUAAGCUAGGUACGACAAUAUUUUAUUUGCUAAAAUGAAAGUGCUUCAAAUUUCAAAAAGCUUGAACAAAAUGAAGAAAUUUCAGAGUUAAACACUGAUGCCUCGAAUGUAAACAGUAGGACUGGGCAACCUGGAAGUAAAGCAAUGGCUGUCUGUGGGAGCUGGGUUUGGGAAGCCUUACUGAGCCGGGCGCAGAGAGCCUCCCCGGCUGUGUCUCUGCAGUGACUACCGUAAAAGUGUAGGCAUUCUAGAAGUGUGGUACGUAGCUCCAGGUCGAACAUAUUAAAAGCAAAGCCUUUGUUUAAAUGCCAGGCAGGUGGAGAGCUCAGUGUGACUGUGCAGCUGGGAUAUAUGAAGCCAUUAAUGUCAAGUCACUGACUGAACUGUAUAACGAAGUGGGGUGUGUUGAAUUGCCAGAAAGUAAUUACAUUUUACACACACACACACACACACACACACGCACACAAGUAUUUCAAUUGCAAUCCCAUGACUGUGCCAGAAUACCAGUUUAAACAUAUUUAUUUAUAGUGUUAUUUCUAGGCAUCUGCCUUCCUGAGCCUGUUAUAGAGUCACCAGGAUAUUCAUCAGUGUUACUAGGAAACAUGAUGAAAAAUAAAGUGUGAUGGGAUUUUCUUUUUCUUUGAAAUGCAGCUCUGGUAUCAUGUUGUACAGCAGUGCGUAAAAAUAAUGUCAUGAAAAAGAAUAAACGAUCAGAAAAUGGA